AGGAUGCUUACUGUGGAAGAUGUGAACUGCAUCUGCAUAAACUGGAAAAGAGGCGCAAGAUGUCAGUACACCCAGGCAUCAAACAACGUCCGUGUUGUGGGUGCUGAAAUAGCUUAUUUUGUAAAUGUUCUUAUGGAAAAAUACAAAUACCCCCCAGCCAAAGUUCACAUAAUUGGCCACAGCCUUGGAGCACACGUAGCAGGUGAGGCUGGCAAGAGGCAGCCAGGGGUCGGGAGAAUUUCAGGACUGGACCCUGCUCAACCUUAUUUUCAAGACACCCCCAUUGAAGUCAGACUGGAUAAAUCCGAUGCAGAGUUUGUUGAUAUUAUCCACACAGAUUCAGCUCCCACAAUCCCCUACUUAGGUUUUGGCAUGAGCACAGCUAUAGGACAUCUUGACUUUUAUCCAAACGGAGGAAAACAAAUGCCAGGGUGUGGGAAGAACCCUAUUUCACAGAUCGUAGAUCUUGAUGGCAUCUGGGAAGGCACUCGCGACUUCGUGGCUUGCAAUCAUUUGCGGAGUUACAAGUAUUACUCUGACAGUAUUAUCUACCCUGAUGGAUUUCUGGGCUAUGCUUGUCCUUCAUAUGAUGUUUUUGAAACAGAAAUGUGUUUCCCAUGCCCACGAGAGGGAUGCCCAAAUAUGGGUCACUUUGCAGAUAAAUUCAAAGGGAAAACUAAAAAUGAUUUCCUGAAACUUUACCUGAAUACUGGGGAAGCCAAGGAUUUUCCUCUUUGGAGGUACAAAGUAACCAUGACUCUCUCUGGAAACCAUAAAGUUAAAGGAUAUGCAAAUAUUGCCCUAUACGGAAGUGGUGGGAACACAAGGCAGCACCAGAUUUUUGAGGGAACCCUCCAACCAGACAACGCUUACACAGGCUUCGUUGAUGCAGAAGUUAACGUUGGAAGAGUUACAACGGUUAAAUUUCUUUGGAACAACAACAGGUUAAAUCCAACUUUUCCUAAACUAGGAGCUGCGACUGUCACAGUACAAUCUGGGCAAAAUGGAACAGAAUACCGCUUCUGUGGUUCCGAGACAGUGAGGGAGGAUGUUCUCCAAACUCUUACUGCUUGCUAA
This is a messenger RNA of Pelecanus crispus (Dalmatian pelican), 1077 nucleotides long. The record is from RefSeq and is a predicted model, not a curated record. Lineage: Eukaryota; Metazoa; Chordata; Aves; Pelecaniformes; Pelecanidae.